AUGCCUCCCAUGGUCAGGAGACGGUUGGGCUCUCCGAUGGGGAAGAGGGAUGCUACUGGUGGGGAUGGUAAUGGGGCCUCUGGGAAGAAGAGGCGGAUGGUCGAGCCUGAGGGUUGGUUGAAUCGAUUGACCCCAAGGGGUAGAGUCCGGGAAGAAAAGUCACUAUUGAUGGUGGAGUUGGAGAGGAUAGAGAGGUUACCCCAGUCUGCGGGGCCGAUGCAGAUACUCGGCUUGACGAGGCCACCGAGUAGUGUUGGGGAGGUGAAGAAGAAGCUCCGGGCCCUUAGUAAAGUAGUCCAUCCUGAUAAGACCGCCAAUGAGCCUCACCUGAGGGGUAGGGCUGGUGAGGCCUUCCAACGGAUGAACUCCGCGGCCCAGGGGGUUAUCAAAUUACUCGAGAAAGGGGCGGCUACUGCUGCCCCUCCGGGAAGAGUCCAACAAUUGACUUAUCGAAUGGAAGGUGAAGUGUUGAUAGUCCAAUGGCGACCACCUGCCGACGUCAAUAGGAGGGCAGUGAGCUCCUAUCGAGUCGUGGCCUCGGCCCCCGGUACUACUCCUAUUGAGCAGGGUCUUGUUAGUGCCCAAGGGUCUACUACUGAUGAUGGAUGGGUUGAAUGUGCGAUAUCGUCACAGGGCCGGAGGGGUAAUGACAUUCUAUUCCACAAGCAACACUUCCAAGUGUCGGUUAAUGCAAGUAACCCUAGUGGGCCUGGGCCCACUGCUCAAUUGCAUGUAUACCUGCGCCCUCUCCGUCCGUGUGUUUGAGGACAUAACCUCGUAUAUGCUUGAUCGUAGCGGAGGAGAACUUCCUCCCUUUGUUGCUCCCUUCGACAGUGAGGAAAGACCAACACGCUGUAGCGCGGCGAAGCCUGGGGGAGGCAGA
Perkinsus marinus ATCC 50983 is the source of this 883-nucleotide messenger RNA. RefSeq lists its product as hypothetical. Gene Ontology annotation, molecular function: protein binding. The record is from RefSeq and is a predicted model, not a curated record. NCBI's taxonomy places the organism in Eukaryota, Perkinsozoa, Perkinsida, Perkinsidae. The coding region runs from base 1 to 765 and encodes 254 amino acids. The transcript has a single exon.